GUAGUACACAAUCGAAAUAGAAGGUUCACGUCGUACCGCAUAACAAUCCACAAAUAUCUCCAUCAUCCCAUAAAAUAAUCCCCAAUCUAUUACAUAAACAAAUAAAUAAGAUAUUCAUUGAAAUAAGUAUCAGAUAUUAGCCGAAUCCAACAAUGUCCGACUUGACAAUUGCCGUCUGUUGUUCGAGCAACAUGAAUCGCAGUAUGGAAGCCCAUCAGUUCCUCAGCAAACGAGGGUUUAAUGUGAAGUCGUAUGGGUCAGGCAACCAGGUCAAGCUGCCCGGACAGGCACCUGACAAGCCAAACAUCUAUGACUUCAACACCACAUAUGAGGAAAUGUACAGGGACCUUUUGAGGAAGGACUCAAAUUUCUAUACACAAAAUGGUUUACUCCACAUGUUAGAUAGAAAUCUCCGCAUCAAAGAAAAGCCGCAGAGGUUCCAGGGAUGUAAUGACAAGUUCGACAUCGUGAUCACAUGCGAGGAGAGAGUAUUUGAUCAAGUUGUAGAAGAUUUGGAGAGUCGAAGCAAGGAUGGCACAGCUUCACAUGUCCUGAACAUAAACAUUCUUGACAACCAAGAGGAGGCGACGUUGGGUGCUAUAGAUAUCUGCCAAUUAUGUACAAGGUUACAAGAUGCUGAUGAUUUAGACGAUGAAAUUGAUGAGAUUAUCCAUGAGUUUGAGUUAGAAUCAAAACGAGAAAUACUACACACGAUAUAUUUUUAUUCGGACUGAUCAGUAAAAAGUCAGUGACAAUUUAGUUUGCCCUUGUACGAGCCAUUCAUGCUGGUUUGAAGAUACAUGUAUAGGGUGGUUUAGCCAGACCCUGUGCUACGAGUCGCCACUGAUUGGCAGGUACUGCAUAAUCAUUCAUCUUUGACAGGUUUCUGCUCAACUAUGAUUGAAUGAUUAAUCUACUGGGACCCAUUGCCAGGGUAUGGAUGUGCCAAACUUCUCUUGGAAAAAAGAUGUGGUGUUGCCACACAAAAAUCCGAUUGUUCCAGGACCUUUGCAAUCAAGAGUUUUUGGUGGAUCAUGAUGAAAUGUAUGUGAAAAUGAUGUAUUUGGUGCAUGUAUAAUCAAUGUGAUGUGUAGAAUGUAAAUAUGAGAAUAUUUGUCUCCAAGUGGAAGUAAACAUUUUAUAUACA
Lineus longissimus is the source of this 1147-nucleotide messenger RNA. Its product is annotated as RNA polymerase II subunit A C-terminal domain phosphatase SSU72-like. The transcript has 5 exons. The record is from RefSeq and is a predicted model, not a curated record. Gene Ontology annotation, molecular function: RNA polymerase II CTD heptapeptide repeat phosphatase activity. Gene Ontology annotation, biological process: termination of RNA polymerase II transcription. Bases 153 to 734 code for a protein of 193 amino acids. Gene Ontology annotation, cellular component: mRNA cleavage and polyadenylation specificity factor complex; nucleus. Lineage: Eukaryota; Metazoa; Nemertea; Pilidiophora; Heteronemertea; Lineidae.